GUUUACGAGUGUACAUUGUGUAACAUAAUGUAGUAUGUUGUGACAUUACCAUCUGCGAACAUGUGGCGAGUGGCUGUACUGGCGUGCUUUGUGACUAUGGUGAUUGGAGGGAAAGCUCCAACGUUAGACCUGAAUGAUGGACACAAGAUUCCCGUAGUGGCAUUGGGAACCGGCCGAGGCACUGCUGGGGCGGCACCAAUAGACGAAGUUCGAGACGCGGUUUUCUGGGCCAUAGAGGCGGGGUACCGGCACAUAGAUACGGCAGCUGUCUAUGGGGACGAGGAGCAGGUUGGCCAAGGAGUAGCUGAUGCCAUCAAGAAAGGCUUGGUGAAGAGGGAGGAGCUCUUCAUCACUACUAAGCUGUGGAACGACAAACAUGCGCGUGCGUCGGUUGUGCCGGCGCUGCGAGAAUCACUCGCAAGGCUGGGGCUGGAUUAUGUCGAUCUAUAUCUUAUACACUUCCCGAUUGCAGCAAAGAGCGAUGGUUCACCAGACGAUACUGACUACCUAGACACCUGGAAGGGAAUGGAAGAGGCUAAGGAGUUGGGCCUGGCCAAGUCCAUUGGGGUGUCCAACUUCAAUGCCACGCAGAUUGACAGGCUGGUCGCCAACAGUAAAGUCAAGCCAGCAGUCAACCAGAUUGAGGUGAACCCAACGCUAACCCAGGAGCCCCUGGUCUCCCACUGCCAAGGUCUGGGGAUAGCCGUGAUGGCGUACAGCCCCUUCGGCUUCCUCGUCACCAGGAAGACGGCUGACGCGCCCCCGCCCAGGGUAGACGAUCCUACCCUGCUCAGGAUCGCCCAGAAGUAUGGCAAGAACACCGCUCAGAUCGUGUUGCGAUAUCUGGUUGACCGAGGCCUCGUCCCUAUUCCCAAGUCAGCAAACAAAGACCGUAUAGCUCAGAAUAUUGAUCUAUUUGACUUCGAGCUCACCAAAGAAGAAGUGGCAGAGAUUAGCAAAUUCAAUAAAAAUGUCAGAGUCAUUCACCCCACAGGUUGGGAGAAAUACCCAAAUUACCCUUUUUAGGGAGGAAAUGAUAACGUUUUCGAAGUUUGAUUGAAAACAUAUUUUUAAUUGAAAUACAUCACAGUGAUGUGUAAAAGACGGAAUUGUAAAAGUACAAAUACUCAGUUUAAAUCGUGAGAUUAUUUUAUGGAUGUAAUAAAAUAAGAUAUCAAAUUAAUAAACUAUUUCUAAUUUUAAAA
Ostrinia nubilalis (European corn borer) is the source of this 1205-nucleotide messenger RNA. Its product is annotated as aldo-keto reductase AKR2E4-like. Gene Ontology annotation, molecular function: aldose reductase (NADPH) activity. The record is from RefSeq and is a predicted model, not a curated record. NCBI's taxonomy places the organism in Eukaryota, Metazoa, Arthropoda, Insecta, Lepidoptera, Crambidae. Gene Ontology annotation, cellular component: cytosol.